Messenger RNA from Anopheles maculipalpis, 1953 nucleotides. RefSeq names its product pre-mRNA-splicing factor CWC25 homolog (gene Cwc25). The record is from RefSeq and is a predicted model, not a curated record. Lineage: Eukaryota; Metazoa; Arthropoda; Insecta; Diptera; Culicidae. The coding region runs from base 49 to 1947 and encodes 632 amino acids. The transcript is spliced from 3 exons. Gene Ontology annotation, cellular component: U2-type spliceosomal complex. Gene Ontology annotation, biological process: mRNA splicing, via spliceosome.
ACGCGCCUUCCUUUAAAGAUUGCAAUAUUACGACAAAAGUGAUUCGAAAUGGGUGGUGGCGAUCUGAACACGAAGAAAUCAUGGCACCCGAACACGAUGAAAAAUCAGGAACGCGUAUGGAAGGCGGAACAGCAGGAAGCAGCCGAAAAGCGUCGUCUCAACGAAUUGCGCCGUGAAAUCGACGAAGAACGCAACCGGGAAGAAUUGAAAAGCAUCGGACAAAAAUCAGGCAUCCUGCCGAGUGAUGAGGGUGAUAAGAAGCUCGAGUGGAUGUACCGUGGCCCCGCACAAUUGGUCAAUCGCGAAGAGUACCUGCUCGGGCGUACCAUCGACAAAACGUUCGAAGAAUUGGAUGCACAAGAAAAAGCUUCCAACUCUACGUUCGGAGUAGCACAGCCAAAAAAUCACGUCGAGCAUGAGUGCAUACCGUUUUCCAUCCGGCAGCACAAGGAUGUGCUGAGCAAUGAUCAGGUCGAUCUGGCGCGCAAGCUUAUGGAGGAUCCGUUGAUGUUGAUCAAACAGAAGGAGAUGGAAUCGCGGCAGAAGAUUCUUCAGAAUCCGGUUAAACUGAAAGAGUUGCACCGGUUGCUGAAAGGCGAUCAAAGCUUGAAAGGAUCAGCGGAAGAGAGGAAGGCUGACCGGAAGAAGGAGAAAAAAAGCAAAAAAAGCAAGAAAAGCCAAAAGAAGAAGAAAAGGAGCAAAAAACGCGGUGAUAGUAGCGAGUCGGAGGGAAGUGAUAGUGAGGGUAGUGCAGAUCUGGAUAAACUUCUGGCGGAAAAGUAUAAGAAAGUAGCAGGGGAGCGGCAGGAAGGUGUAAGCAUUGAUAAACUGUUGAGAAUGCAGUUUGAUAAAUUGUCCCAAGAUUUGGAGGCAAUGGGUAGCAGUGGUGGUAGUAAAAGGAAAAAACAACGAAGAGGUAGGAGUGGGUCAUCCGAUUCAUCCAAAUCUGAGAGGAGAGGAUCAGCAAAGCGUAGAGAUAAUCGUCAGGAAAAGCGAGAUGAUCGUGUGGAAAAAAAUAGAGAAAGAGGAAGAAAUAGGGAAAAGGAUUCCCGUUCACGAGACGUGCGAAAAGGCAAAAGAGAAUUUUCCGACGGAAGUACGCCUGAUCGUAAGCUUGAUAGAAGAGACAGGAGUAGAGAACGAUACAGAAACAAGUCUCCUGUUCGGACAAGUAACCGAUCUCCUGUUCGGAAAGUGUACCCAUCUAAAGACAAGCACAUCCGAGGACGUUCCCGGUCAAGAUCGGCAGAAAAGAAAAAGGUUAAGGAUUCUAAACGACAGUCCCGUUCCCGGUCAAGAUCAGUGGGAAGGAAAAAGGUUAAGGAAUCUAAACGUCGAUCUCGUUCCCGGUCUCCACGCAAGAGAAGCUACACUCCAACAAAUCAAAAACUUUCAACCAAAUCCCAAAAGGCACAAUCCAGCUCAUCAUCAUCGUCCGAUUCAAAUUCUGACCCCUCGGAACAACCAACUCAAUCACGUCACCAAUUCACUGGAGAUUCGGACGAUGAACGACGCAUUAAAAAGAUACGCAAUUUUGGACUUGUAACCGCUUCCGGGGAGAAACUGGACACUUCAUCCUCCCGCCCAGAGGUGCGACUGUACAAACGUGAUGAAAUAAAGGCGGAACAGUCGAAAAAAAGGACAACGUGGACGAAACCAACGGAAAAGAAAAAACCAUUAAGCGAACGGGAACUAGAAGAGCAGCGUCUUGCUAUGAUGAGCAAUGCACAGUGGCGCGAAAAGGAACGGGAAUCGAAUGUGAAGCGGUACGAGUCGGAUGAUCAUCGUGAAGAGGCUACGGUAAGCCGGGAGUACGAUAAGGAAUUUCUGACGAAGCAAUUCAAGCGGGCGGCUGCGAGUGAAACGGUGGAAUCACGCAUCCGAUCGAAUCGCAACAAUAUUCAACGAUCUAAUGGUGCUAUGGACAGGAAUUUCGUGAAGCGGUGAAACAAC